Helianthus annuus (common sunflower) is the source of this 1979-nucleotide messenger RNA. RefSeq names its product pentatricopeptide repeat-containing protein At4g14050, mitochondrial. Gene Ontology annotation, biological process: RNA modification. The record is from RefSeq and is a predicted model, not a curated record. Gene Ontology annotation, molecular function: protein binding; RNA binding; zinc ion binding. Lineage: Eukaryota; Viridiplantae; Streptophyta; Magnoliopsida; Asterales; Asteraceae. The transcript has a single exon. Bases 77 to 1906 code for a protein of 609 amino acids.
UCUAUCUAUUUUAAAGGGGUACUAGGCUACCGGCACUCAAAACAUCAAUGACUUUAGCUGCCUAAAACCGUCAUGAAUGCAUCACCAUCUCCUCCAAUCCCUCCGCCUCUGCGCCACCGGCAGCAACCCAGUUCCCGGCAAGACUCUCCAUGCCCACAUUCUCAAGCUUGGUCUCGACCAAUACGGAGCCCUUCCCAACACCCUCAUCUCCAUGUACUCCAAACAUGGUCUCAUAAAAGACGCCCACCAACUGUUCGACGAAAUGCCUCAACGAGACCCUGUCUCAUGGGCCUCUAUUCUCACCGCUUUCAACCGAGCUAACCUCCCUAACCGGUCCAUUUCCAUCUUCCCCAACAUGUUUGUUCAUGACUGCUUGCAGCCUGAUCACUUUGUUUUCGCUAGUUUACUGAAUUCUUGUGCUGCGUUGAACGCGUUACACCUCGGUCGUCAAGUGCACGCCCAAUUCGUGUUGUCCGCGUUCUCAUCGGAUGAUAUCACGAAAUCGUCUUUGGUUGACAUGUAUGUAAAAUGUGGAGCAGUGGACAUUGCCCGAGCUGUUUUCGAUACCAUUCGUUUAAAGAAUUCGGUUUCUUGGACUGCUAUGAUUUCCGGGUAUGCCCGGAGUGGAAGAAAAUCGGAAGCGGUUGAACUUCUUCGAGACAUGAAAGUACAAAAUCUGUUUUCAUGGACUGCUUUGGUUUCAGGGUUGAUUCAAAGUGGACAUUUCGUUAGUGCGUUGCGUCUAUUCGUUGAAAUGAAACAAGAAGGGAUCAAGAUCGUUGAUCCGUUUAUUCUGUCGAGUGUUCUUGGAGCUUCGGCUAAUCUUGCAGCGUUAGAGCUUGGUAAACAAGUUCACUGUUUGGUUACAAAACUUGGUUUUGAAUCCAGUUUAUACGUCUGCAACGCGCUUAUCGAUAUGUACGCGAAAUGCAGUGAUAUAAUCGCUGCAAAAAUCACGUUUCGUUAUACGAUUAAAAAAGACGUUGUCUCGUGGACGUCGAUAAUCGUCGGGCUGGCUCAACAUGGAAAAGCUAAAGAAGCAUUGGCGUUAUACGAUGAUAUGAUAUUGACCGGACUUAAACCGAACGAAGUAACAUUUGUCGGGUUGAUUUAUGCUUGUAGCCAUGUCGGUUUGGUCAACACGGGUCGUGAUCUUUUCAAGUCUAUGGUAGAUGAUUACGGUAUAAACCCUAAUCUUCAACAUUAUACAUGUUUAUUGGAUCUUUAUAGCCGAUCAGGGUACCUCGAUGAGGCGGAGAAUCUCCUUAACACCAUGCCGUUUGAGGUUGAUGAGGCGGUUUGGGCUUCUUUGUUAAGUGCUUGUAAGCGAUUCGGGAAAACCCAAAUGGGAAUUCGGGUUGCGGAUCGGUUAAUGGGGAUAGGUGUUGAAGAUCCAUCGACGUAUAUACUUUUAUCUAACGCGUAUGCUGGUGCUUCCAUGUGGGAAAAUGUAGCAAAAGUUAGGAAACUAAUGGUGGUCACUGAUGUGAAGAAGGAACCGGGUUAUAGUUGUGUUCAUUUAGGAAAAGAAUCCGAGGUUUUUUAUGCUGGUGAGACGUGUCAUCCGAUGAAGAACGAGAUGCGCGUUUUGCUUGAAGAUUUAGAUGAGGAAAUGAGGAAAAGAGGGUAUGUUCCUGAUGUUAGUUAUGUGUUGCAUGAUAUGGGGAAACAGGAGAAGGAAAACCAGUUGUUUUGGCAUAGUGAGAGGCUUGCAGUGGCGUAUGGGCUGCUUAAUGGUGUCCCGGGAUCUGUUAUUCGUGUUGUGAAGAAUCUUCGGGUUUGUGGAGAUUGUCAUACGGUUUUGAAGUUUAUAUGUAGUAUUGUUGGUCGGGAGAUUGUCGUUCGUGAUGCUAGUCGGUUUCAUCAUUUUAAAGAUGGGAAGUGUUCAUGCUCUGAUUUUUGGUAAUCAGUAGUCAUCUGUGAUGGUGUGGUGGGAUAAUGAACAAAUUUUUCAUUUGUAUUAUGUUACUUUUCUAGUU